UUCUUAUCUGUUUUUAGUCUGUUUGAUAACGACCCAUAUGUUCUUGUUUUUUGUGUUCUUUAUUUGUUCGAAGAAUUUACGAUGUGAAUUGGAUGGUGCUUUCUUCUCGAAUUGGAGCGUGAUGGGUGUUUGUUCUGUUAAAGAUUUGAUUUUUUUGCAUUUGAUUGUUCUGUCUGGAAGUUGGUGUUUACAGUUCUUCUCCUAGACCUAUUCAGAUUCUUGGUUUUCACCAUACUAACAUACUUCAUUAUUCGCAUAAAAUUAUAUAGCUAAAUGGGUUUUGCAUCGGUUUCUUUGUUAUAUCCGGUCAUUGAAUAUAUCAUUAUCUCAUGAAGCUAAGUUUUAUGAAAACUGGGUUGAUAACUAUGAACUCAAAUCUCUAUUUAUGGAUCCAAUCUCUUUUGAGUUUUUCUCUUGGAUUGAUCUCUGAAUCAAGUUUGGAUCAUCAUUGGAUGUUUUCAAUGUCCCAUUUGUAUUUAGUAGGCUGAACUUUGUAGCUUGACUGUGUUUUGUUGAGGAUGGCAUGAUCAGUACAAGUUUACUGGGAUUUUAUGUUGAAUGAAUUUCAUUUGAGCAGUUCUAUGACUUUUAUUUCGCAUACAUCUUAGGGAAUCAUAUGAUUCGUAGUCUUCCCAAAAAUCUUGUCUUCCUAGGAGUUUGAAUUUUUCUUCUAUAUUGAAGGUUUUCACUUUUUUCUUCCCCAUAACGUUUUCCCCCUUCAUCCUGCGGAGACCUCAUAUAAGUGUCUUUGAGCAGCAGAUGCACUCUUUUAUGUCUAUACCUUAUUUUUAUACAAUCGUUUUCUAUAUUUGAUUUCAGCUAGUUUCCUCUAUAAAUAACCUAUCUUGAUACAAAAUGGAACAUGGGUUUUUUUGUCAAAUAAAAAUUGUGUUCCACCAACACAUUUGGAAUUCAUUAAAAGCGCCUAUUUCUAAUAUUGCUUUGAAAUAUUUCCUGGUAGGUAUUGGAUUUCUCUAUUGUGGUGCUAAUGUUAUUAUUUUUCUAUAUGAUAAACAUGCCUAAAAAAGGAGGCAUAUAUUAGAGGAUGCUUAUAGUAGUACUCUGUGUCUGGACUCUGGACUUGGGGGUUGUAGCUUCAAGGUUGGAAGAAGAUGAGCAAGAAGAACAAGAUUGAAGAAAAAGUGCCAAUAGAGUUCCAUGGCUGCACCACUUGCCCCAUUUGAGAGCACGACUUCUCUGAACACUGAUCUUUUCUAUGACAUAUUGAGACGUCUUGAUGGCCCAACAUUGGCUACCGCAGCAUGUGCUUGUGCUGCUUUCUGCUCGAUCUCCAGAGAGGAGAGACUGUGGGAAGAUGUUUGUUGCUCCCUGUGGCCUUCAACUAACAGGGAAGAUGUUAAAAGUUUAAUAAAGUAUCUUGGUGGAUUCAGAAAGUUCUAUUCAGAUUGCUUUCCACUUAUUGUUAAUAAGGAAGUUGCUGAGUAUCAAUGGAAUGAGGGUCUUGAGUAUCUUGAAGAAUGGACUGAAGCAGAAUACUAUGGUGAUGUGGAUGAGUAUGGAAGCAUUUUGCCAUCAGAUUUUGUUUCUAUUGUGGAUAUCAGGUAUAAAGAUAAAACAAUUUGUUCAAAAGUCUUGUGGGGCAUUCCUAAUGCCAAUGGACACAAUGGCUGGUUUUACAACUGCCCGUUUCGGAUUGAUCUUCUUACCUAUGCAGCUAGAGAUGAUGACAGUGAAGGUGAAGUUACCCUCUCUGUCGCUGAUGGUCUGUCACCUAUUUUAUCAAUGGAGAAAGAAAGGAAAGACGGAAAACUCUGGCGGGAGCUUCGUGAAGGACUGCAAUUAAGUUGGAUUGUUGUGAAUAGAAAAAUGAAACAAGCUGCUAAUCUUGCUAGCUGGAGCCCUCUUGGCGGGCAAAGACAUUGGCCUACGGACAGAGACUUUGUGCUGCGCUUUGGAUCCGUUCUUCCUGCAAAAGACAUUCUGCCCUGUCAAGUAGUGGAAUGCAUACUUAUGAUGAAAUUCAGGGUCAUCCAUACGGAGGGAGAGGGUGUUCGGACAAUUCUCAAAUUAUCGGAGUUGAGCAUGCAGUUGGAAGACAUGGAAGGCGCUCAUGUUAAUGGAAGAAACAGUUUGCUUAUUCUUAAAGAAGCGCUGAGCUGCCGUCGGAGCAAAAAUUACAGUGAAGUGCUUGAGUGCUGCCAUUUGUACUCAAAAGUGCAGAGUGAGUUAAAAGAAGAAAAGAUGAGAAAUGAAAGUAGGUUAGAUCGGCUAUGUAUCUUGGGAGGCAUUGCAACGUUUAUCACAUUUUGGUACAUCAUCUUGUGAUGUGGUUGUGCCUCUUUUUGCUGUAAAAUUUGUAUUUUUUUUUUUUGUAAAAUUCAAUUUUGCUAAAAGUAAUACAAGUUCCUCUGGUUGAAGAGCUUGUUAGAUAAAAA
Messenger RNA from Tripterygium wilfordii, 2396 nucleotides. Its product is annotated as F-box protein At2g27310-like. Gene Ontology annotation, molecular function: protein binding. The transcript has 2 exons. The record is from RefSeq and is a predicted model, not a curated record. The coding region runs from base 1159 to 2286 and encodes 375 amino acids. Lineage: Eukaryota; Viridiplantae; Streptophyta; Magnoliopsida; Celastrales; Celastraceae.